AUGGUUCUUCCAAAAGACAUCGCCACCGUCCUAAGUGGAGCGUGGGUGCUGCUCAACAACACUCCCACCGAUCUCAACGGCGUCCCCCUAACCACUGACCUCCCCCUCGGCUCCAAACCCGUCGGCAUCCUCACCUACCACGCGACCGGCCACAUGUCCGCGAACCUAGCCUCCACUGACCCGGAUCAGCGGCCCAUGGACCUCACCUACCCCUCUAAACCCAACCAGUCGGACGCUGAGUGGGCGCUGGUCGGCAAGCACACGCUUGCGUAUGCGGGCGGGUUGUCGGUAAAGGAAGGCUCGACGUGCGAGAACGGGACAUUGUACCAUGGCCCGUUGACGGUGGCGAAUGUGCCGAGUUGGGUGGGGACUAGUCAGGAGAGAAAUUAUACAGUGUUUAGGGCCGAUGAGGGGGCAGUGGUGUUGCAUAUUUAUACGAGGGAUGAGGUUAAUAAAGUGAUGGGGAAUUUGUUUUGGGAGAGGUUGGAUUGAGAGGGUGGAUUGGGUGGGUGUGCAGAGGCACUGGAAUGCGGAUUGGGAAGCUGAAUUGGCUAAGUAUUUUCGGAUGCAGAGCUCAUAGUCGAAGGAU
Trematosphaeria pertusa is the source of this 589-nucleotide messenger RNA. RefSeq lists its product as uncharacterized. The coding region runs from base 1 to 492 and encodes 163 amino acids. The transcript is spliced from 2 exons. NCBI's taxonomy places the organism in Eukaryota, Fungi, Ascomycota, Dothideomycetes, Pleosporales, Trematosphaeriaceae. The record is from RefSeq and is a predicted model, not a curated record.